CAUUGCUGUGCGCGGGCUUUCUCUGGUUGCAGUGAGCGGGGGCUACUCUUCGUUGCAGUGUGUGGGCUUCUCACUGCGGUGGCUUCUCUUGUUGCAGAGCACGAGCUCUAGGCGCACGGGCUUCAGUAGUUGCAGCACACAGGCUCAGCAGUUGCGGCACGCGGGCCCUAGGGCACACGGGCUUUAGUAGUUGUGGUGCGUGGGCUCAGUAGUUGUGGCACACGGGCUUAGUUGCCCCUCGGCAUGUGGGAUCUUCCUGGACCAGGGAUCGAGCCUGUGUCUCCAGCAUCGGCAGGCAGAUUCUUAACCACUGCGCCACCAGGGAAGUCCCUACACACAUUUUAAAUUCAAAUAUUUUGUAUUUUGCAAUAAGGUCUUUUUAAUUUUGUUACUCACUUCUCCUGUUUCAUUAUAGCCUUUUUAAUGUCCCUCAUUUAAACUUUAUUAUUUUAUCUUUUUCGGCAAAAUUGACUUAUGGACAAUUAGUUAUGCGGCAAGAAAUGUGGCAAAGGCAUCUGUGGCAAAGAUGCUUACAGUGGAAAUAGCAGACAAGGCUAACAGUAAGCUGUAGGCAGAGAGGCCCAUGUCAGGAUGCACCUGCCGGCUCCUCAGAGGUCCUCCCGCCCGCCUGCCCGCUCAUCACGGGGGCAGAGGGGCAGGAGCCCAGGGAACCCACUUAGUGCGCAGUGAGCGGGCACCCAGGCACCUUCCUCGCUGCCCCGCCUGCCAUGGGGUUGCUUCUGGGGGAGUCACACAGGAGAGGAGACAGCAGCCUCAACCCCAAAACAGACGUGGGAUGGGGAGGGCCACCUCAGCCUGGUGAGGCGCUGAUGAGAGGGGGCUUCUGGGGCACCUGAGCCCCUUGCAGAAGCCUCUCCUCCCCACGCCCAGGCCGCAGUCAGCCGUCUCCCCUCCUGGCUCACAGCUCUGCAGAGUGAGGUCACUGCUGAGGACGUGGCGAACGAAUGUCAGCCUGUGCUCCAGGCCCUGAACGCUGCCUGUCCCUACAUCCCCAGUGGGUGAAAGGAGGUGGGGUGGCAGCGGGCUUGGUGGGCUGUGUCCCAUUGUAGGCCCCACUGUGCCCUGGUACCAAUCCCAAGGUAGAUCCUGGUGCCCACACCCCUACCCACCCCCCCACCGUGGCCCGAGCCUUCCCAACUGGCUUUUCCUGUUCCCGGCUUUGUGUGGUGAAAGUUCCCCAAUUAUACCCACAUUAUCUCAGCUGCUGGGCAGCCUCCAGCAGGCUUGGUGAGUAGAGGCUGGGCGUGUUGGAGGGAGCACCCACUUACCCUGCUGGAAGGCCUAGGGCUUAGCCGCUUGCCAACUGGCCAGUCAGCAGGAGUACUGGGCUUACUGGCCCACUGACUUCACUGUGGGACUGUGUCUGGGGUGAGGCCACAGCUGGGCUGGGCUGCAGUUCAGGGCAUCAGACUGGCCAGAAGGGACCAUUGGCAUCGUGGAGUCCAGCCUGCUCCCUUACAGGGGAGGAAAAGAAGGCUCGGGAAGGGGAAGUGACCCGCCAAGGUGCCAGGGUGAGCUCAAGACGGAGCCGGGCUAGAAGCCAGCCCUCCUGACCCCCUGCUGGGUGUCUCCGGCAUGGUUCUCCCACCAGCCCACAGUGUUCUUCACCGGGGACAUGUCAGAACCCCCCAGACCGGCCAAGGGGACAGCUGGAGGGGUGGGGUGGUGGUACCCCAGGUGGACCUUGAAGGGCUGUGUGGACGUGAGCGGGCAUAGAGGAGGGAACCAUCAGGGAAGCUUUCAGAGCGUGGCGAGGGCCUAGCUUGGAGGGCCAAAGAUAUACUUAUUCAGCAGGCAUGUCUUGAGUGCCUACCGUGUGCCAAACACAGGGGAUACCGCAGUGCCUGGAGAGACCUGGCCUGUACCCUCUUGAGGGGAGGCGUGGGGGCCAGCAUACUUCACUGACCAUGGUCUCGGGACCCUUCAGAAGAGUGUGGCCUGCUCACACCUCCAUCACGCAGAGGCAGGCAUAAGCCCCGAGUUCCUAGUCUGCAGCAGCAGACUCCCUUAGUGGGGGGCGCGUUUAGGCCAUCCCUCGGGCUCUGGGUCAGUCCAGGGCCUGACACUGAUGUUACUGAUGGCACUCAAUAAAGUAACUGAGUGAAAUAAGCAUGGAAGGACGGCUGAUGACAGAGCUCAGGAGCGAGCCCACUGGAGUGAAUGACUGAGCCAAGUUCAGAGUUAAGGAAAAGCUCAAACAGAAGCCACUCGAGAUGGAAUAAAGCAAAAUCGGUCGGGAGACUAGAGGGAAUUUAUUCGUUCAUUCGAUGCCACUGAUCGCUCCCUCCCUCUUGCAAACCUCUCCUCUCACGGCUUCCAGUGCCAUUUGUCUGGCCACAAAUAUUUACUGAGCACCUACUGUGUGCCAGAUAAUGGGCUAGGCGCUGGGGCUCCAGGGAUGGAAAAGACACAGGCGCUGCUCUGGAGGAGCUCACCGUCUGGCAGAGGAGAAGCCAGAGGUGUGAACAACCACAUUCCCAGGCAGAAAAGAGCUGUAAUAGGGUUGGGAGGAUCAGGGAAGCUUCCCAAAGGAGGCGGCCUGAGUGGGAUAUCCAUAGGUGGGAAAGGGGCAGGGCCUUCCAGGGAACGAGAGGAACAGGCCUAGACACGUAGCAUCUACGGCUCUGUGCUCCUUGGAGGCUGGGACUGAAUCGCUCAUUGACGUGACUCCAGUGCUGAUAAUAGACUCAGAAAUUGAUACCUAAAUGGGAAGAGGGAGAAGGAAACACAGAAAUAUGGCACGUUCUGAGCAGGGGUCCAGUCUGACCUGGUUGGAAGGCCUCAUGUAUGGAGAGACGUGGACAGAAAGGCAGGACCCAGGUGAUGAGGACGUCAGAUGCCAAGUUAAGACAUCCAGGCUUGAUUGUGAAGGCGAGUUAGAGCCAGAGAGGCUGAGCCUCGUGCAGCCGCCUUGCUGGCAACCUGUGAGCUAGAGAGGACUGCAUUACCCGCCCCAUUUAUCAGACGAGGGAACCGAGGCCCGGGAAGGUGAAGCAGCUGGUGGCUCCUCUGCUGAGCCUCUGCUCAAAAAACAGCACAUUCAACCCUCAUCAAAAAUAAGGGUGUGGACGGUAUUUACUGCCAUGGAGCGACACUGAUGAUAUAUCACUAAGUGAAAAGACAGUUUAUGGAACAGAUUACGGCGCCCACACCCAGGUGGUCCAGGUGAACGACUCCAUGUACGGUUUCAUCGGCACGGACGUGGUGCUGCACUGCAGCUUCGCCAACCCGCUGCCCGGCGUGAAGAUCACCCAGGUCACGUGGCAGAAGGCCACCAAUGGCUCCAAGCAGAACGUGGCCAUCUACAACCCGGCCAUGGGCGUCUCGGUGCUGGCCCCCUACCGCGAGCGCGUGGAGUUCCUACGGCCCUCCUUCACAGAUGGUACCAUUCGCCUUUCCCGCCUGGAGCUGGAGGACGAGGGCGUCUACAUCUGCGAGUUUGCCACCUUCCCUGCUGGCAAUCGAGAGAGCCAGCUCAACCUCACAGUGAUGGCCAAACCCACCAACUGGAUAGAGGGCGCCCAGGCAGUGCUUCGAGCCAGGAAGGGGCAGGAUGACAAGAUCCUGGUGGCCACCUGCACCUCGGCCAAUGGGAAGCCUCCCAGUGUGGUGUCCUGGGAAACGCGGCUGAAGGGUGAGGCGGAGUACCAGGAGAUCCGGAACCCCAAUGGCACGGUGACCGUCAUCAGCCGCUACCGCCUGGUGCCCAGCCGGGAAGCCCACCAGCAGUCCCUUGCCUGCAUCGUCAACUACCACAUGGACCGCUUCCGGGAAAGCCUCACCCUCAAUGUGCAGUACGAGCCCGAGGUGACCAUCGAGGGGUUUGAUGGGAACUGGUACCUGCAGCGGAUGGAUGUGAAGCUCAAGUGCAAAGCUGAUGCCAACCCCCCAGCCACCGAGUACCACUGGACCACGCUGAAUGGCUCCCUCCCCAAGGGUGUGGAGGCCCAGAACAGAACUCUCUUCUUCAGGGGACCUAUCAACUACAGCCUGGCAGGAACCUACGUCUGUGAGGCCACCAACCCCAUCGGCACCCGCUCGGGCCAGGUGGAGGUCAAUAUCACAGAAUCCUUGCCCUGCUCCCGCUGCAGACAGCACCCCACAGGCUCACACACCAGACCGGCUCCACCUCUGGGAGGAGGGACUGGUCUCAUAGGAGGACCAGGAUUCCCACGGAAGUUCCCCUACACCCCGUCUCCUCCCGAACACGGGCGUCGCGCUGGGCCGGUGCCCACGGCCAUCAUUGGGGGCGUGGUGGGGAGCAUCAUGCUGGUGCUGAUUGUGGUCGGCGGGAUCGUGGUGGCCCUGCGCCGGCGCCGCCACACCUUCAAGGGCGACUACAGCACCAAGAAGCACGUGUACGGCAAUGGCUACAGCAAGGCCGGCAUCCCCCAGCACCACCCGCCCAUGGCCCAGAACCUGCAGUACCCUGAGGACUCGGACGACGAGAAGAAAGCCGCGCCCCUGGGCGGCAGCAGCUACGAGGAGGAAGAGGAGGAGGAGGAAGGCGGAGGGGGCGAGCGCAAGGCGGGCGGCCCUCACCCCAAAUACGACGAGGACGCCAAGCGGCCCUACUUCACGGUGGACGAGGCGGAGGCCCGUCAGGACGGCUGCUACGGGGACCGGACUCUGGGCUACCAGUACGACCCGGAGCAGCUGGACUUGGCGGAAAACAUGGUUUCUCAGAACGACGGGUCUUUCAUUUCCAAGAAGGAGUGGUACGUGUAGCCCCGUCUGCAGAGCCCCUGCCCCAAGCCCACACCCGCACGCCCCCUGCCCGCCCCCCACCGUCCACUGCCCCAGGAGCUCGGCAGAGACUCACCCAGCUGCUCGGGGUACCUGGGAGCCCAGGGCACACGACCUGGCUUUGUUUUGAUUUCCUCCCUGCCCCCCCACCCUCCUCCCUGGUGUGUGUUCACUGUGGCUUCGGUGUUGCUGGUACCUUUCCUCCCCUGACCCCACCUGCCUCCCUCCGCAGGGAGCCCUAGUCCCAUCUUGUGUACCUAGAUGUCCCCUCCGGGGUUUGGGGAGACAGCCCUCCCCUGCCCCCAACACUGGAAUUUGUCUGUGUCCUCUCUCUGCGAGUGGAGGGCUGAAGGGGCUCCAAGAGGAGAAGCCCCCUGCCGCCGACCCCAGAUGCUGCUCCUUUUUCCCUGGGAGAGGGAACCCGGCACCCCCUCCCCCAUCCCACCGUGAGCUGGAGUUCGGACCCCCGGUCGAGGCAGCCGUUGAGCCCAAGGGGGAGGGGAGGGGGGUGGCUUUUCUGAAGCAUCCAGGGUUGUCUUUGUUGUUAAGGGAAUCAAGCUGAGGUCCCCACCUGAGGCCUUGGGCAGUGUGUUUACCUGGCAAGGUUAGUUUUACAUUUGUUUUCCUCAUUGGCCUCCAGGGAGUUAAGGUGGCCCAGCUCUGGUGUGUCCCUCCUCUUUACCCCAGUCUGCUGCCCACAUAGCGGGACUCCAGGUAAACUCUGGCCCACACUUCCCAUACACUUCUACCAACACGUACGCACACUUACACACACACACACACACACACACACACACACACGCCACUCGUGUCUACCCCUGUGCUCCCCCUGGGGUCACAUGCCUUACCCAGGCUGGACACUGCCCAAGGCCCACCUCUCUGCUCCACCUCUCCCCCUUCCUUCCAGCUGAGGAUGGGGGCAGCCUUCAGAAGCUUCCAGUGAGAGCUGACACUAGGCCCUUCGGUGCCUCCACCCUAGCGUCUCAGGCUGGCUCUGAACUGCUCCUUAUAGCAUGGAAGUUUCUUGAAUUUCUCCCUAUCAAUCAAGUGCUAGCAAUUCUUGAUUCUCUUGGGGAGUCAGAGCUGGGAUCCCAGAAGGGAAUAACCUCCAGGAGCUACAGGUGAAGGAGGAUCAAUGCAGAGGGCACCGGAGAAGGAAGCCUGCACAGUAGGAGCUCUGCAAACACAGGCUGAUAAGACUCUGCGGAGCGCAGGUAGCUCCCGGCCCACAAAGGCCGAUGCAGCUGCUCCGGGCCUGCCAGAAGGUGCGAGCGGAGCGGGGAGCCAGGGAUCCUGAGUCUGAAGCUCCUGCUUGCCACCCUCCCCGUCCCGCUUCAGCCAUCGCUGGUCUCCACUCUGGAUGAGGUGGGGAACCCUGGAGAAGCUUUCCCUUUGAGUUGCAGAUUCCCUUCCUGAAUGGGGCUCUGGGUCCCUGUCAAUCACCGGAGACUGAUGGUCUUCCCCAGGAUACCAUGGAGGAAGGCCCCGCCCAGCCCCUUAUUUGCUCCCCCAGCUCCAAGUGCCUCAGUUCCUCCAUUUGCCUACCCCAUCCCCCCGGCACUCUAGAUGGGAAAGACCCUGGGAUGGGAGAGGCAGGUUCAUGCCUGCCCGUGAGGAUUCCAGUGAACUCAGCCCAGGGUGCAGGGGCUCUGUGGGAUGGCAAGUGUUGGGGGGAAUUAGGCAGACCACUCUGUGCCCCACGGGCACCAACUACCCUGCCAUAGGCUUCCCAAGGGAGCCGCCAGCCUCCCGCCCUACUCCUCCCCUCCCUGGUGCUGCUAUGGGACCCCCAGCCAGCUCCAUCUCUGCCCUGGCAACCCUGGACCCGCCAGCUGGGUCACGCUCCUCCCCCCAGCCCCCACUGCCCUAGCCCCAGCCCAGACCACCCAGUAGCCACGUAGCAGAAGUCUGAAGCCAUGCCAGCCCUGGGGCGGUACUCCCCUCUCUUGGCAUUGGGAGUACUGGAUGGGGUGGAGUUGGGAGAAACUUCUGGGGUCUUUCUAGCCACAGGGCAGAGGGGGUGGAGGAGCUGGGCUGCAUCUCCCAGCAGUAGUAGUGUCCCCCCCCCCCACCCCAGGGCAGAGGACCUUUUCCAUGUUACAUCACUACCCCAUCCCACCUCACACCACCCUGGCCCCUCUGCUUGGUCCCCUUGCCCCCCAGGCAGGAGGAAAUCCCAGGGGCCUGCCUGAUAGAGGCAUUCUCUGUCCCCUUGAAAUCACAAGACCGAAAGGACUCUUCCUCUGUGUCUCCUUUAUCUGCACUGCCACCCCCUCUUCCUCCUUAUAUGAUGGACUUAGGAGGCCCCCGGGCCUAGCCAAAGCACUGAGUCCCCCUUAAGACACCUCCAAGCCCUCCCCUCCAGCAAAGCACAAAUUGUGGGGCCCACACCAGAUGUGUGGGCCACGUAGAAGGCUCCUGCCUUGGCAGGGACCCAUCAGCAGCGCGCCGAGCAGGGCAGCUGCUACCCGGGGCCAAGAGUCGGCACGAGGCCGGGGUCGGCACUUGGGCCUGGGGUGACAGGGUUUUCUGUGCCCCAAGUUUGUGGGGCGGGGGGUACUACUGCUGGGCCCAUAGCCACAGCCACUGGCACAGGGAAGGUCUGGCCCAGCAGAGAGACGAGGACGUCUUGCUUCUCCGUGCCCCCAACGUGAGCUGAGCUUCCGCCUUUGCUGGAAAUGAAAUAAACUUGGUCUGCAAUGUGCCAAGGCCUCCCCACUUGUCAUCCUGCCUCUUGUUGCCCUCCCCGUCCUUGCCCGCCCCCCACUCCC
Messenger RNA from Lagenorhynchus albirostris (white-beaked dolphin), 7538 nucleotides. It is a transcript of the gene NECTIN1, whose product is annotated as nectin cell adhesion molecule 1. NCBI's taxonomy places the organism in Eukaryota, Metazoa, Chordata, Mammalia, Artiodactyla, Delphinidae. The record is from RefSeq and is a predicted model, not a curated record. Gene Ontology annotation, biological process: homophilic cell-cell adhesion; protein localization to cell junction; heterophilic cell-cell adhesion. The coding region runs from base 3199 to 4749 and encodes 516 amino acids. The transcript is spliced from 8 exons. Gene Ontology annotation, cellular component: adherens junction.